ACGGCGGCGUCUGGAGAAGAGCCUGGGCUCCUGACCGGGUACAGAGGAUCGGAUGGGGAACAUCAAAAGUGAUUAGGAUCAUGGCAGCAGAUGAUGAAAAUGGUGAUAGAACGGAUUUAUUUGGUGUCCUCUUGGCCUCUCCUCUUAAGAAUAAUGAUGAAAGUUCAUUGGACAUUUAUGCUGGACUGGAUAAUAUUCUAACUGAUAAUUCUUCCAAACCCUGCCCACCAUCGAAGAAUUGCUUAGAUCUGUACGAGGAGAUUUUGACUGAAGAAGGAACUGCAAAGGAAGCAACAUAUAAUGACUUGCAGCUUGAGUUUGGAAAAUGUCAGACGCAAAUUAAAGAUCUAGUGAAGAAGUAUAAAGAAAUACAGGCACAGAAUUACAGCUUACAACAUGAGAACGAAUCUCUUAAGAAGAAUAUUUCAGCACUUAUCAAAACUGCCAGAGUGGAAAUAAAUCGCAAGGAUGAAGAAAUUAAUAGUCUCCACCAAAGACUUUCAGAAUUUCCACAUUUUCGAAAAAGCCACUUGAGAAUCAACCCUCCAGGAUCAGCAAGUUCAAGGUCCGCAGAUACAACUAAAACAAAAGAUCUCAAGCUCAGAUCUCCACGGUUAGAUGAUAGUCCCAAGGCUGAUCAUCGAGUGAAAAAUGACUCUUCCAAAGAUGUACAUCAUAGCACUUUAUCACCAAACCAAGAAAAAGAAGUUAAAUCACACUGUGAAAAAAGAAGCACUUCACAUUUACCUACAUCUACUGAAAAGCGUUACAAUGGUGGCAUUUGGUCAAAUCACCAUAAUCAGGUCACAGAAGAUAUUUUAGAUGAUGAUGGUAGAAGAGGAAGAAAAGAAGUAAAAAAUUGUGAACAAUACAAUAGGGGAGCUGAUAGAAUAAGAAAAGGUUCCUUUCAUAGUAGCGGUGGAAACGGAGAAAAGAGAAACAUAGAUGUUGAUCGAAGGCCACAAGAUCCUCGUGAUAAAUGUGAUAAAAUUGAGCCAAAGCCAGAAAAUAAGAAUUCAAAAUUGAAAAGCAGCCCAGAUUUGGAUUCUAGAAGUGACUGGAAUAACUCUUCCUGGGAAAAAGAGGCACCUAAAGGAAGGUCACACAUUCGAGUAGAUUCUCAGAGUGAUGAAAGACUAGAAAGACAAAGUGAAAGGUCACAGAACUUAAAUAGAAAAGAACCUAGGUCAUAUGACAAAGAUGAUAGAAAAGGUGAUCCAAAAUCCAAAUUGAUAGGAAAGGAUCAUGAACAGUGGAGAAGAUUUGAAAGAGUACCCCCUCCCCAUUCAUGGAGUGAAACAGCAAGAAGUUUUCAUAGAUCAGGUAAACCCCAUAUAGAAGAUAGAAGAGGGAGGGAAUCAGAAUUUAAAAGAGACAGAAAUAUAAAUGAUUAUGGCUUUCAAGACAGAAGAUCUCCAAAUGAUUAUGGCUUUCAAGACAGAAGAUCUCCAUCUUCUGUUUCAAGCAGUAGGACGCACAAAUACUUUGACUCCAAGGAAGGUGACACUAAAUACCAUCCAUAUUCAAAAACAGAAAGGCACAGAACUGAAGAUAAAAGGAAAAGGGAGAAAGAAAGCCAUGAAAACAGACAUUCCCGAUGUGAAAGAAAAAUGCCCAUGGAACAUUUACAGAAGACUGAAAAGGAAAUUAAAAAAACUGUUGUUGAUUCAAAGAGAAGGAAUGAACAAAAUGACAAAAAUGAAGUUUCAAAAGUUGAAGAAAUUUCUGAAGGAAAAGAUAGGAAGGAACUCAAGAAAGUUGAAAAUGGCCAGAAUGAGACAAAAAGUAACCUAAAGUUAAGUUUUAUGGAAAAAUUAAAUUUAACUCUUUCUCCUGCUAAAAAGCAAUUUCUGUGCCAAGAAGAUAAGAUUAAUGUAAAUGAUACCCCUAAAUCCAGUGACACACAUGCUUCUGAAACUUCAUUGAAGGCAAAACCAGUGAAACUAUCAAUGGCUAUGAAUAUUGAUCGUAAAGAAGAAACCAAGUCAUGGUUACUAGAACAAAAUGGUGUUAUACUGGCAAGCUCCAAAUCCAAAGUCAACAUUUCUGAAAACAAAAUAAAGAAUGCAAAUGAUUCUUUAGUAAAAUCUUCUGGGGACGAUGUGCCUUGUGACUUGCCUGUUUCUAGUAAAGAAUCACUACUUCAACCACAAAUGGAAAUGCUAGAAACAGUAAAUGAUAAUGCAGCUCCUGUUUUAAUGGAUGUACUACAUGUAGCCGUUCCUUGCAACUUUAGCUUGGAAUUGGAGAAUGUAAGCAAUAAUGAAUUAGACUCCUCUGUUGUUCCUGAAAGUAUUAAUAGUAUUAAGUCAAACCCUUCAGUGGAGGUGACUGAUACUGGUGAGAACAGUAUAAAGCUUCCUACUGGAAAACAUCCUAUUGUUUCAACACUGUCAUCAAAGAAUGGUGAUUCUAAAUCUGAGCCACCUGUUGAAGCUAUACCUCUUGUUGAGAAUGAUGCUUGUAAUGUGGAACUGUGUUUACCCAAGCAAAACUUAGAACCAUAUCUUCAAGUGAAUAUUGACAGUAGAAUAGAAGUUGGAGAAGCAAACUCAGAGUACCAUGAUGAAAAUUCUGUUAUGAGCAUUGAUCUCAAUCAUAUGAGACCUAUUCCAAACAUCAUUAGUCCACUGAAUAGUCCAAUUCGUCCUGCAGCUAAAAUUCUAAGGAUGGAAAGCCCAGGCAAAGUUCCAGUGUUAAAAAAUAACCAUAAGGAUUUGGUUCCAGCUAAUAUGGUUAGCUCUCCAUCUAAGAAUUUAUCAAAUGAACUCAACAAAGAAAAUCAAAAGCCAGUUUGCAAACCUGAUAAAUGUUCAGAAGUAAACCCCCAUACAGAUUUGUCUUCAGAUGAACUUGAAGAAGGAGAAAUUGUAAGUGACAGUGAAAGAUCUAAACCACAAAGAAAUUUUGAAAAUAAUAAAAAUGCCAAACCAAGAACUUCUGCUGAAGCGCAGAGCACAAAUAAUAGUCCUCAAAUCAGAAAAACUGGCACUGUACAUUUGGAUGAAGGCACUGGAAAUAAAGUUUCUGUCAAAGUCCAUCAAAUCAAGAACAAGAAGGAUAAACCAUCAAAUGAUUCUACUAAGUUUUCAAAGACAGAAAAUAAAGGAAAAACAGUGAGUACUUCUUGCCUGGAAAAGAUAGUUCAGAUUAUUGUUGAGCCCUCUUCUGUUCAAGAGGUUAUGCAAAUGCUAAAAGUUAUAAGAAAGCAUGUUAGGAAAAAUUAUAUGAAGUUCAAGAUAAAAUUUUCACUACAACAAUUUCAACGGAUUAUUGAAUCUGCGAUUUUGAAUUUUACAUCACUGAUCAAAUACUUGAAUUUGUCUAAAAUAUCUAAGUCAGUGGAUACUUUACAACAAAGUCUCUGUGAUGUUAUAGAAUCUAAACUUAGGCAGGUUAAAAAGAACGGCAUAGUUAAUCGUUUGUUUGAACAGCAGUUGCCAGAUAUGAAAAAGAAGUUGUGGAAGUUUGUAGAAGAACAACUGGAUUAUUUGUUUUCAAAACUGAAGAAGAUUUUGAUAAAGUUCUGUGAUUCCACAAGUUUGGGAAGUGACAGUGAUGAAGGAAAACUUGACAUGGCAAAUAAAGAUAAAUCAAAAAGCUCAGUUAAUCAGAGAGAGAAUGUAGAUCAUUCUAACAAAGGAUCUUUGAAAGUCAAAUCUCAAAAGACAGAGCAGUUAAUCCACCACAGAUCAAUGCUGGAAUGUCAGAAACCUGAAAAAACACAUUACCAAGAUCAAAAAAUCCCCACACCCAGUGCAUUGAAGCAAAGUACUGAAAAAUGUUUAAAUACCUCUACAGAUAGUACAAAGGACUUUCCAUCCAAAGUGUCAUCUAUAGAACAAAAUGAAUUUCAUAGUACUCUGAUUUCCAUGAAAACUACUGAAAAUGCAAUAGAAGGUGCAGAGACAGCCAAAAACUUGAAUAAGAAAGUAGAACAUAGUUUUGAAAUUCUUACAGAGCAACAGGCAUCUAGUCUGACUUUUAAUUUAGUGAGUGAUGCUCAGAUGGGUGAAAUAUUUAAAAGUUUGUUGCAAGGUUCUGAUCUUUUGGAUCAGAGUGUUAACUGUAUUGAAAAGUGUCAGUGGGAAUUGAAGACACCAGAAAAACAGCCUUCAGAGAGUCAGAAGAGUGAACUUAUCCCAGGUUGUCAUAUAGAAGAAGUUUCAGGAGUGUCUUCUCCAAGUCUUAAAACAAUUGUUGAUCUUAAUUGGUCUUCCUCAUCAUUUGAAAAGACUCCAUCUCUUUCAUCCAGACUUCAGUUGCCAGUUCAUCCUGAUGUACUAGAUGAAAGUUGUAUGUUUGAGGUUUCUACUUGUGUAGCUUUGAGUAAAGAGAAUGGGUGCAGUGCAGAAAAGAGUAAGUCCUGCAUUUCUUCAAUCCUUCUUGAAGAUUUAGCAGUCUCUCUAACUGUACCAUCACCUCUGAAGUCAGAUGGCCAUCUUAGCUUUCUGAAGCCCGAAACUUCAUCGAGUUCAACUCCUGAAGAAGUUAUUAGUGCCCAUUUUAGUGAAGAUGCACUACUUGAAGAAGAAGAUGCCACUGAACAAGAUAUUCAUUUAGCUUUGGAGUCUGAUAAUUCAAGCAGUAGGUCAAGCUGUUCAUCAUCAUGGACAAGCAGGCCUGUUGCCCCUGGCUUUCAGUAUCAUCCUAAUCUACCAAUGCAGGCUGUCAUAAUGGAGAAGUCCAAUGAUCAUUUCAUUGUUAAAAUUCGACAUGCAGUACCACCUUCCUCAUCAGGUCUUGACCAAAAUAAAACAAGUGAACAGUCUGCAGUGUCUUUACAUGAAGCAGAGAAAGAAACCAUUGGGACUGUAGAAAAAAGUAUUUCUUGUCAGAACUCUACAAUUCAGUCUGUGGAAGAAUCAGAAAAUUCUAAGACAAAUGUAAAUACUGAUAAUUUGGCUAAUGAAAAUCAGAGUUCUAUUGUACAAACACAAGUUCCUGAUAUAUAUGAGUUAUUUAAAGACCCAUCAGAUAAAGUAGAUCACAAAAGUGAAACUAUAGGUGAAUGUUUUGAAUUGAAUCAAAUGUGGGAACCAAAGGUUCCUGAAAGCAUCAAAGAGUUGCCGAUAGUUGUGGAAGUUCCACAACAUGUAGAGUGUAGUCUUGAGAGCUCAUUCAUAGACUUAACAAAGCCUUCUUCCAUUGAGAUUGAAAAUCUAGGGAAACUGGCAACAGACUCCAGUCUAAAUAUUGAUCAUUUGGAAUGUCCGGCAGACAGAUUGGAUCAAGAAAGAAUUACCCAUGAGCCUUCACAACAUGUUGCUAAAGAUAUAUUUAUUGAUUUGACAGAAGAGAUUUCAAAUGAUAGUAAAGUAAAUGAGAGUGAGUCUGCUUUGCCUGUGACAAGUUUAGAUGAAGAUAACAGUAAAAAAGAAAAGGAACAUCUGACAAAUGAACCUUUGGAAUGUGUUGUUGAGAGUACAUAUAUUGAUUUGACAGUAGAUCCUCCCAGUGAGAGUAUAUUAAGUAAAGAUAAUAGAUUAGAAUCUACGUUAAAUCAUGAUCAUUUAGAAUGUGAUGAAGUUUCAGUAAACAUGCAGAAAAAGCGAAAAAACCAUUCUGAUCUAAAUUAUUCCACUAAAAAAAAACAAAGAAUUGAAACCGAAUUAUCCACUGAAGAAAAGAAAAGUACUGACAGUUCUGAAGAUAGUGAUGUGGCUCACCAAAAGACAUCUAAUAAGAAGAAAGCAAUUUCAGAGAAUAAAGAUGCCUCAUUAUCAACCUUUCCCUCUCCUACAAGUCUUUCGGCAAAGAAUGUUAUUAAAAAAAAGGGAGAAGUUGUGAUUUCAUGGACAAGAGAUGAUGACAGGGAAAUUUUGUUGGAGUGUCAGAAAAGCGGACCAUCAGGAAAAACUUUUACUUUCCUAGCUACCAAGUUGAAUAAAAGUCCAAAUCAGGUUUCAGAAAGAUUCCAGCAAUUAAUGAAGCUCUUUGAAAAGUCGAAAUGCAGGUAGUUGAUGCUUCUUGACGGUCUUCAGACUGAUUUCUUCAGCAGUUUUUCUGUUCAGAGUGACAAGCUUGCUGCAUAAAUCUCCGAAAGUAGCUCACAAACUACUUGCAAAAGUAGUUUAGAACAGAGGUGUCAGAUACACAGCCUGCAAAGUUCCCAAGUAGGGUCUGAAUCACUUUAAAAUACUUAAAUUGGGAAAUACUUAAUACAAUAAAUAAAAAUAAAAUAAAACAUAAACAAUAUAGCAUUCAAAACUAAAUCAGUAUGCAGACUGCAAAGAUGCGUAUUGUAUGGAUUAAUGGCUUCUGUAUCUAUUUGAGUUUCACACCCCCAGUUCAGAAAAUAAAAUUGAAUUUGUGAAAGGUUAAACAGAACAACUGACAUAGUUUAGAAAUGUGUUAUAUAGUUGAACAUAUAUGCUUUAAUUCUGAUUUUGGAGAGAUUUCUAAAGAACUGUUAAAAAGUCUUUUGUGGUUUGUAUUUGGCACAAAGCUGUCAAGAUUUUUGCAAAGAUUUAUUCUCAUUUAUUGUAAAGUAACAUGCAGUAGUGGAGAAAGAGAAUCAGGAAGACAUGGAUUCAAGUGCUGCCUCUCGUAUACACUGGCUAUAUGACUCUGGUCAGUUGACUUAAAUUCACAAUGCCCCUGGGAAUUCUCUUAAGAUUUUAAGUAGUAGGAGAGAUGGAGAUCAUGGAGAUCUGCAUUAGGACAGUGAGUUUUCUCUCUGAGAAGCUCCCCACACCAAUAAAAUCACAGGUCUAGACCAAAAAUUAUUUUGAAAAUCUCUCUUGACCUUUGAGUUUUCAUUAUUAGUUAGAUGUUAUUUGAAAGUACAUAUUAUAUUCAGUUGUGAAUAUUUAAUAAUGUUUGUUAAACUAUUUUUAUUCUAGAUGAUGAUACCGCAAUUUAAACUGAGUCCUUAUUUUAGGCUACACUUGAACUAUUGUGCUACUUUGUUCUUACUUAAUUCUUACAAGUUUAGACUGGCUUAUAUUAUUUUCUCAAAUACUGUUAGUCUCAUUAUAGUCUCUUGGUGAAAGUAAAAAAAAAUUAAAUUAUAAAGUUGGCCUUUUUACUCAAAUCUUAAGUUUAAUGGCAUUAUCUAAAUUAUCUAUCUAUACAAAAGAGCCACCCUUUAAGAAAUUUGAGUAUCAGAAAGAUAGGAUAAUAAUAUUUAGCCUCUUCCUUGCUUUACAGAUAAUUUGCUGAAUUCCUUGGAGUCAUAAUUGACACUUUGUACUACAUGGAAGUUCAAAAUCCUCGUACUUCAAAUAAAUCUACUGAAAAGUCUGUGGACUUUUUUAAAAAGUAGGCUUUAAUCCCUCUGGCAUUUCUAUAUUUUUUUUUUCCAUUCAUUGACUCAGUUCGAUUUUUUAGUUAUUUCAGUGACAAAUAAACCUGAUAUAAGUCAGGCUGCUAUUUUUUUCACGUUUCUAGCUGAAUAAUUUACAUGUUUUUGUGAUAUAGUUAUUUUCUAACAUGUUAAGAUGCCCAUAUCUGUAUGAAAAUGUAAGUGGCAUCACUUUGAUCGUAUAAAAAGUUUGCCUUUGAUUUUUCAAAAUAACAAUGCACCUGAAACUCCAACUUACCACCCCCAGUUUCAUGGGGUUUGGUUUUUUAACUAUAAAUGUAUUUAUAGAUUUAUAUCAGUUUUUUUCAUGCUUCUACUUAUGUCUCCUUAUUUUGGUAAAUUGUAAAAACUCUUUAAAAUGUUUUUGUAAAUAUGUAUAAAUCCAUGUGUGGAUGUAUAAAAACCCUUGUGACUGAGUGAGUGAGUGUGUGUGUGUGUGUGUGUACAUAUAUAUAUAUAUACAUAUACAUAUAUGGCUUUGCCUAGCCAAAGAUUUUUAACUGUAUAAAUUUUUUUUGUAUAAUUUAAGUUUGAUUACUGUAAAAUUAAUAUGACAAAAUAAAACUUGGAAAGUUG
This is a messenger RNA of Trichosurus vulpecula (common brushtail), 7882 nucleotides long. It is a transcript of the gene CASP8AP2, whose product is annotated as caspase 8 associated protein 2. Gene Ontology annotation, molecular function: transcription corepressor activity. Gene Ontology annotation, cellular component: mitochondrion; PML body. The transcript is spliced from 10 exons. Gene Ontology annotation, biological process: extrinsic apoptotic signaling pathway via death domain receptors; Fas signaling pathway. The record is from RefSeq and is a predicted model, not a curated record. Bases 81 to 5960 code for a protein of 1959 amino acids. Lineage: Eukaryota; Metazoa; Chordata; Mammalia; Diprotodontia; Phalangeridae.